Cooperia oncophora is the source of this 480-nucleotide messenger RNA. Lineage: Eukaryota; Metazoa; Nematoda; Chromadorea; Rhabditida; Trichostrongylidae. The record is from the annotation of a GenBank genome assembly.
AUGGCGAUAGCAGCGCCUUCACGGCAAGGUGCCAACUUGUGUACUAAUCAAGCAAGCCUUAUUAAAAUUGCACUGAUAUGUUUGGUUAUUUCUUCAGCUGUACAGUUGUUAUUACCAGUUAUCAAUGAGUAUGGAAAGUGGUUGUUCUUCUUUGGCCAUAGCUUAUGUCAAAUUUGUAAUGGAACGAAUUCGCGAGAGUUAUCGCUUCCUGCAAAUAACGAUCCUAUAUUUUUCCCGGAAAUUUUUCCGGUCGAAACCUGGACGGGAGCGAAGCCAGUGGCUGUCAUCCGAGCGAUUUCUGAGGAUGAACUCCCGGACCAUGCUCGAGAGCAAGAAGCUUUAGUUGCUCUUUCUGCAGCUCAGUCGAGUAGGCAGUCUGGAAAUAUCAAACGUGUGAGUUGCCAUUCACAUCACACCGUACAAAAAACUGUCGUUGCGUUUGUGGAGCGGAAAGAGUUCGAGGUUUUGACUAGUCGCUGA